AUGGCCAGAAACAUCGAUUCCUGGCAGCGUAAGAUGAUUAUUCAUAUGAUAUACAGCAAAAACAGACUCACUACACCGCAAAUGGCAAAGGUAGCGCAGUGUAGUGAGCGCUCUAUCACUAACAUACGCAAGAACUUGCGAUUAUUCGGUAGUGCCAGAUCUCCCCGAGUCUCAGUCGGUCGACAACCAAGUAUCGCCCCUAUCAUGCUCGACGCCCUCUGUGACCACCUCGCCGAAAAACCUGGCCUAUACGUCGAAGAGAUGGCUAUCUUCCUAUGGGAUGAGUUCAACAUAUUACCAUCGUCAUCUAGCAUCAAACAACAGAACCCUCAACUACGGGACUUCUACCAGCAUAAGCUAUCCGAGUUUCGGUCAUAUCAUCUUGUGUUUGUCGAUGAAUCCGGAUGUGAUAAAAGGAUUGGAUAUAGGCGAACUGGCUGGUCUCCGCUCGGCGUGACACCGGUCCAAGUGUCGAAAUUUCAUCGCGGCCAACGCUUCCAGAUACUGCCUGCAUAUGCUCAAGACGGCAUCAUUCUGUCCCGUAUUUUCAAAGGCUCAACGGAUACCACAUUCUUCGAAUCGUUUAUCGAGCAGCUUCUGCAGCAUUGUGGGAGGUGGCCGGAGCCGAAAUCCGUGCUUGUUAUGGAUAACGCGUCUUUCCAUCAUUCAGACCGGAUCAAGACCUUAUGUGCUGACGCAGAAGUCAAAUUACUGUACCUCCCGCCGUAUUCGCCCGAUUUCAACCCCAUCGAGGAAUUCUUCGCCGAGCUGAAGGCCUCUAUCAAGAAAGCUUGGUCAGUGUACGAAGAGAAUCCUGGCCAGGGGUUUCAUGCCUUCCUUCGGCGGUGUGUAUACGAAGUUGGUGCAAAACAGGACAGUGCCGAAGGCCAUUUCCGACAUGCAGGUAUAAUAAUAGAGAAUAUAUGA
This is a messenger RNA of Penicillium chermesinum, 927 nucleotides long. RefSeq lists its product as uncharacterized. Gene Ontology annotation, molecular function: nucleic acid binding. The transcript is spliced from 2 exons. Bases 1 to 927 code for a protein of 308 amino acids. The record is from RefSeq and is a predicted model, not a curated record. NCBI's taxonomy places the organism in Eukaryota, Fungi, Ascomycota, Eurotiomycetes, Eurotiales, Aspergillaceae.